This is a messenger RNA of Vicia faba (fava bean), 1089 nucleotides long. NCBI's taxonomy places the organism in Eukaryota, Viridiplantae, Streptophyta, Magnoliopsida, Fabales, Fabaceae. The record is from the annotation of a GenBank genome assembly.
AUGUGUGCCGAGGAGACUAAGUGUGAUGUAGAGAUAUAUAAAGAGACAAGAUUAUCUAGUGGUGAGAAGACUUAUAUGGAGAGGUUAAAAGAGAAAGGAAAAGGCCAUGUUAAUGUUGAGGAAAAUGAAGAUGGUGAAGACAAUGAAUCAUCUGAAGACUCUUUGAAUGGUAUACACUUUGAAGAUAGUGAAGAAGAGAGGAUGCAUAAUUUUUAUGAAGACAUAGGUGAAGGUGCUAGUAUAGGUAGAGUGGAUAAUGGUGAUGGUACAAGUCAAAUGGAUAAUGGUCAAGGGAUACAUAAAGGGUUAACUACAACUGAGAUCCAAAAGGAACAUGUAAUUGAGGAUGAUUACAUCACAUAUAAGCUUGAUAAUGGGGCAAAUGAUGAUAGUGAUAAUGCAGGAUCCAAAAAAAGGGGUGGGCCAAAAGGUACAACCAAAAAAGGAAGUACAUCUAAGAAAUCCAAGGCUACUGCAGAAAAUGGGUGUGAGGUUACUGCAGGAAAUGAGAGUCAGGCUACGGCAGGAAAUGGGAGUCAGGCUACUGUAGGAAAUAAGGCUCAAGCACCAACUACAAAAAAUAUGAGUCAUGCUACUCAACCUGAAGAAAACUAUGCACCAACUGAUGUGACACCUACUCAACAUGGGGUACACCUUUCACAAAAUUCAGUUACCUUAUCUGAGGCAAUGAAAAUAUAUUAUGGUAUAGAUCCUGAUGAAUUAGAGGCAUUGUUGAAUGAUGAUGACAUACUAGAUAUUCCACCAUUAAGAAUUGAUACUAGUCCUGCAAAGAAUAAUAUGCCUGGUCCCAAAAUCUUUAUUGGUAAAUGUCCUAAGGCAUCAAAACCUGUUGUCAACCCAACUAUGAGUGAUCAUGUGAAAAUCAUGAUAUCACCAAAGAAAAAGUCAAAGAUUGUUGCAUCUCCAAUUAGGAAGAGUGACAGACUUAGGACUUUGAUGACAAAGAAUAUAGAGGGGUAUGGAAGGGAUCCAAAUGAUCCAUUUGUAAUACCUGAAGAAGACUCAACUAUUGGCAGUUCUAGGAGAAAGAAGAAAUGGGAUGACAUCCAGAAGAGCGUGACUCAGUGA